AUGGGGGCGAGGAGAAUUGGGGGAGAGGGUUGUGGCGGGCCGAGGAAGCGCAGCGAGUGCCACCAUAAAGGGGACGGGGGCGAGGAGAUGGGUGGGGGAGGCGUGCUGUGGUCGUCCCUUCACCUGGACGGCCUCUGCUGCCCGCGCUGCCCCUUCUGCGUGCUCUUCCCCUGCCUCUCCAAGCUGCAGCAGAUCAGCAACCACUUGGAGCUGCUAAAGCCCAACCCCAGGGACCCUCCGGACAAGCAAGCAAGAGAUCUCGCUUUCGCCAGGCUGGCGCUGGCCGGCGAUGCUGACCUGGCGGGCGGCGUGCGGGAGGCGAGUGAUCUGCUGACACUUGGCAGUAGCGAGCACUGUGGGAAGCUGCGGGCACUGGAUCGGCUGUUAAACCAGUGGUGUGGGAGUGGGGAUAAAGUGCUGCUGUUCAGCCACUCGGUCAAAAUGCUGGACGUGCUUCAGCGGUUCCUAGAGGCCCGAGGGAUCUCAUUUUCUCGACUCGACGGCUCCACCUCCACUGCCACGCGACAGGCUCUCGUGCACGGUUUCAACUCCAGCCCUUCUAUACAGGUGUUCCUCAUUUCCACCAAGGCAGGAGGAAUCGGUCUCAACUUAGUUAGCGCGAAUCGGGUGAUCAUAUUGGAUCCCACGUGGAACCCGGCUCACGAUCUACAGGCUCAGGAUCGCUCCUUCCGAUUCGGGCAGACGCGGCACGUGUCGGUGUACCGGCUAGUGGCAGGAGGGACAGUGGAGGAGGUGGUGUAUCUGCGGCAGGUGUACAAGCAGCAGCAGACCAACAUCGCGAUCGAAGGGGCUUCAGAGCAGCGAUACUUCACUGGGGUGCAGGGCUUCAAAUCCCACCAGGGGGAGCUAUUUGGAGUGGCGAACCUGUUUCAAGACCGCAGCACGAGCAUUCUAUCAGCGGAGAUCAUUGGCAAGGCAGCGAGGCAACCGCAGAGGCAGCAACAGCAGGAAAAGCAGCAGGAGGAGCAGGGACGGGAGGAUGAGAAAGAAGUGAAUGUAGAUAGAAAGCGCCAGGAGGAGGUGGAAAAGAGAAGAAAUAAGAGUUCUGAAGCGCCCUCGGUUAUGAGGGAAAAGCCGCACUGUGAUUCGCAAAAGGACGAAGAUGAUCUGCUUGUGGUGCAGGUGCCUGAUGGUGGCAUCGCACCUGAAACACCUGGGGAGUCUCCUGAAUCACCUGGCAUAUCACCUGAAGCACCUGGGGAGCACAGGCUGGAGGGGAAUCCAGGAUUUGCGAGUGCAGAACGAGGCGAAGGGCUUGGCUUGGCAAGCAAGAGAGAGGAAUUGAUGGUGAAAGCCGGUAGGGUGAAGGGGAGGAAGGAGGAUGAGGAGGACAAUGGGGUGAGUGGGCUGGCUAGACUAGUAGAAGCGAGAGAGGUGCCUGGUUUAUGGACGCAGAAGGGCAGAGGGAAGGGACGUGUGAAGUGUGAGAGGAGGAAGGGGAGAAAGGAGGGUAGGGAGGGGGAAGAAGGUUUGGAGGGGAGAGGAGACAGGGAUGGGGAGGAGGAGGAAGAGGAUGAGAUUGAGGAUACUGGGGGGGAGAGUGAUGGUGUGAAGGGGCAUCAAGGAGGGCAGGAGGGGAUGAGUGGUCAUGCACAUGGCAUGGGGCAUGAUGCACAUGGCAUGGGGCAUGAUGGUCAUGAUGCACAUGGCAUGGGGCAUGAUGCACAUGGCAUGGGUCAUGAUGCACAUGGCAUGGGUCAUGAUGCACAUGGCAUGGGGCAUGAUGUACAUGGUAUAGGUCAUGAUGACUAUGGCAUGGGGUCGAUACCAGACGAGCUUCUUGAUGCUGGUGUGGCAUACACCCAUGUGAAUGAUGACGUCAUCAGGGGCCACCAUGGCUCCAGGACCGUCACGCCAUUGGCUGCUGCAUUUUUGGAUGAUCAUUCAACCACCGAGCCCCGCCCUUUGUCUCGCCCUCCUCCUGCCUCGGUCAAGCCCUCCACUUUGUCACGUUCAAUAAAGGAACGGGUUCAGACGGCAGGAUCAGUGAAGAGGAAGAGGAGUGGGGCGAGGACGGGAGUUGGGGGCAAGUGUGGAGUGGUGGCCGAGGGUGUUGGUGGAAGGAAGAGGAAGGGAGAUGCACACAAAGAGCAGCAAAAGAAAACGGAUUCUCGGAAAAGGAGUAGAGAGGGAGGAGAGGAGGCUUCGGCAAGGCGACAUCCACCACGGCAGCUGCUUAAGCAACGAGUAGAGACGGUUGAGAAGUUUGAGGGGCAGGAGACAGCGGAGAGCAGUGCGGAGGACAUGGAGCUUCCGAUAGGGAGUGGCGGAGGAAUCGAGGAGCGGAGCGGAAUGGCCGCGCAGGAGAAUGACAUCGUCAGCGAUUUCCUCCUCGAGUCGCGGAUGAGCCGCGGAAUUGGCAACGACGGCGGUCUGAGCCAGCUUCCCCCGGGGGCGGCCGCGGCACUGCGCGGGGCGCUGCGGUGGGCUCCGCCCGCUCCGAAGAACGACGAACCCAAGCGGCUGAAGAUCAACCUGGACCUUGACAUUUACCGCGCGCGCAACCUGUUCCGCAUUGGGAAGGCGCAAGACGCGGAAGGGCUCAUGCGCAAGGCUGUGCGCGACUGGCCGGACGACGGGCGCCCGUACGUGGUGCUGGGACGCAUGCUCCAGCGGAAGGGCAGGCUGGGAGAAGCGCGCGGAGUCUUUGAGGAUGGCUGCCAGGCGCUGGGCGGGGAUAACGCGUUCAUUUGGCAGACCUGGGCUGUGCUGGAGGCGCAAGCAGGCAACGUGGAGAAGGCUCGAAAGCUGUUUGAUGCUGCCACGGUGGCAGAUGAGAGACACGUGGCAGCAUGGCAUGGGUGGGCGGUGCUGGAGCUGAAGCAGGGGAAUGUGCGCCGGGCGAGGGAGCUGCUGCAGAAGGGGCUCAAGCUGUGCGGCGGGAACGAGUACAUAUACCAGACUCUCGCAGUGAUGGAGGUGCAGAGCGGGCGAGUGGCAGAGGCAAGGGCGCUCUUCCUGCAGGCCACACGGAUGAACGCCAAGAGUGCCGCCAGCUGGCUGGCAUGGGCGCUGCUGGAGGCUCAGCAGGGAGAUGGCGCCUCUGCCCGCCUGCUCUUCCAGCGUUCUCUGAAUGCCAGUCCCAAGAACCCCUACACAUGGCAGGCGUGGGGGCUGUUUGAAGCAGCGCAGGGGAGGUACGACCGGGGGAGGUUGCUGCUGCAGCGGGGGGCGCAGCUCAACCCCAAGGACGCCGCGCUGCUGCAGGCGCUGGCUCUGCUGGAGUAUGAGUGCGGCUUUACAGGGACAGCAAGGGAGCUGUUCAGCCAGGCUUCUCUUGUUGAUCCCAACCACCAGCCUGUGUGGACGGUGAGUGGAGUGCGGUGCAGAAGGGUGCUAAGGAGGCAUCGGGAUGGGUGGAGUGGAAGGAGGAAUGAGAGCUGUACCUCCUUCAAUCCUCCCCUUCCUUCUUCCCCUGCCUCCUUCAAUCCUCCCCUUCCUUCUUCCCCUGCCUCCUUCAAUCCUCCCCUUCCUUCUUCCCCUGCCUCCUUCAAUCCUCCCCUUCCUUCUUCCCCUGCCUCCUUCAAUCCUCCCCUUCCUUCUUCCCCUGCCUCCUUCAAUCCUCCCCUUCCUUCUUCCCCUGCCUCCUUCAAUCCUCCCCUUCCUUCUUCCCCUGCCUCCUUCAAUCCUCCCCUUCCUUCUUCCCCUGCCUCCUUCAAUCCUCCCCUUCCUUCUUCCCCUGCCUCCUUCAAUCCUCCCCUUCCUUCUUCCCCUGCCUCCUUCAAUCCUCCCCUUCCUUCUUCCCCUGCCUCCUUCUUCCGCAUUCCCUCUCCUCCUCCUGAUCCUCCCUGUCGGUCUACCAGGCAUGGGGGUGGAUGGAGUGGAAGGAGGGGCGGGUGCAGCGAGCAAGGGAGCUCUACCAGAGAGCAGUGGAGGGAAAUGACUCCUCGCCCAACGCUGCCAGAGUGUUCCAGCAUGCCUGCUCAUCACCUUUACUGCACUUCUCCCUCCUGUUCCCACCCUCCUCCCAUUCCCUCAACCCCACAGGCAUGGGCCGUGUUGGAGGAGCGGGAGGGGAACAUAGGCCUGGCAAGAGCGCUGUUCAAAAGAGCACUGGCAGCAGAUUCCGGCAACUCGGUGGUGUGGCGCUCGUGGGCCGCAAUGGAGGAGAGGCAGGGGAACGCCGUGCGGGCGGAGGAACUUCGGUUGAUGCGCCUUCAGCAGCGCACUGAAGUGGUGGAGCCGACCUCAUGGGACCUAGGGGGAAUCAUCGGGCCAGCCAUCGACCGCAUGAAAGCCCUCUUCAGCCCCACACGCCCCAUGCCAUUCUCCUCCUCUCGAGCCGACGUCUCAAGUAGCAGCAGCAGCAGCAACAGUGGUAGCAGCGGUGACAGUAGCAGCAGGGAGGGUGCCAGCAGCAGUGGUGCUGCAGCCGGGGAGGCAGAGGGGGGUUCUGCUGCUCUCCUGGACGAGUAUGGGGAUGAGGUGGAGGAAUUUGACGUUGAUGGUUUUUUGGCUGCCCGGCUUCCAAAACAAUUUUCCAAGCUGUUGGAUGAUGUGGAUGGGGUCGGGAAGAGCAUUUGGAGGAAACCAGUUAGUGUUGAGGGCAUGCGACAGAGAAGGUUUACAGGGGAGUUUGAGAAGGAAGCAGAUCCAGGAGUGAGGGAGGCGACUUGA
Closterium sp. NIES-65 is the source of this 4638-nucleotide messenger RNA. Lineage: Eukaryota; Viridiplantae; Streptophyta; Zygnematophyceae; Desmidiales; Closteriaceae. The record is from the annotation of a GenBank genome assembly.